CAUAAGAAAUGUCUCACAUAGUUUAUGUACAGCUCUGAAUAUUGGGUCGUUUUUUUUUUUAAAUUUAGUUGAUUGAUAGUUUAAGCUUUAUAAAUUCUGUUAAUUUAUCUGAGUGGUUAUGAACAAUUGUUAAUAUUGAGUUUAAAAAAUGUUUGGAUAUUUGAAUAAAUCGCAAAUAAGACAAUGUUUGACAACACAUCGUAAACACGUGAAACGAAAAUCGCUGAAUAUUUGUGAGAUAAAACGACAAUUCUCUAGUAGAAAGUAUAUAAAAUUAGGUGAUUUAUAUGCUCGACUGGGACUACUGGCUGGUGCAUCACAGCCUGAAAUCAAAAAGGCCUACUACAAAUUAUCUAAAGAAUAUCACCCAGAUAGGAAUGAAGGCUGUGAUGUUUCUGCAUCGAAAUUUCGAAGUAUUACCGAGGCUUAUGAAAUUCUUGGCAAUGAAACAACCAGAGCUCAAUAUGAUAAAGAAACCCCUUACGGAAGAGCGACAAGGAGAGCUACUUCAUACAAACCCCAACCCAGUUCAUCGUUCCACGAAAAAGAUGAAGAACUUGCUGAAAAGAUUCGAACGUACCGUGAGAAUAUGCGACGAAAAGGGAAGAAACGAAGUGAAAGUGAAGAAUUCCAAUUUCGACGUGAAAAUUUGUUUGAUUUUGAUGCUUGGUACAGAGCGCAUUUCCAAGAAGAUUACGGCUCAAAGAUUCGUAAAGAGCGUAUACAAAAGUUUGCUGAACAAUACCAAGAGCAAAUGAUGCGGAUAUCACGGGGACAAUAUCGAAUUCGACCGCCAAGACCAUAUUUGGAACGCAAAGAGCUGUCCGAUAUCGAAAAACAAAUGUAUGAAAUGGUAGAAAAGGAAAUGAACCAGAAAAUUAUGAAUGUAUUACAUUUUGGAAUAAUUUGUUUAAUUGCGCUAUUUACUGUACUAUGCAUAAUAGAGUAUAAUAAUAAGAAAAAUGCUGUUCCUUAUCAAGAUCCAUAUGCGAAGCAAAAUGAUGAAUCGUCAACAAAAAUUGACGAUAAAAAAGCUUAAUAGUUCAUUGAAAUAAAACAUCUCAUAUGUAAAUCAUA
Molecule: messenger RNA, 1077 nt
Organism: Contarinia nasturtii (swede midge)
Lineage: Eukaryota; Metazoa; Arthropoda; Insecta; Diptera; Cecidomyiidae
Product: dnaJ homolog subfamily C member 17-like
Exons: 2
Coding region: 149-1039 (296 amino acids)
Source: RefSeq, a predicted model, not a curated record